Molecule: messenger RNA, 2349 nt
Organism: Triticum aestivum (bread wheat)
Lineage: Eukaryota; Viridiplantae; Streptophyta; Magnoliopsida; Poales; Poaceae
Product: disease resistance protein RGA5-like
Exons: 7
Coding region: 1-2349 (782 amino acids)
Biological process (GO): defense response to other organism
Molecular function (GO): ADP binding
Source: RefSeq, a predicted model, not a curated record
AUGGAGGCAGCAGUGGUGAGCGUGUCGCAUGGCGCCAUUGGCUUCAUGAUUGCGAAGCUUGGUGAUCUGCUCGCUGGCAAGUACAAGCUGCUGAAACAGGCCAAAGGCGAGAUAAUGUUCCUUAAAGCUGAGCUCGAGAGUAUGCGAGCAUUCCUGGAGAGGAUGUCGGAGGCGGAGGAGGAGCCCGACAAGCAAGCCAAGUGCUGGGCAAACGAGGUGCGUGAUCUGUCCUAUGACAUCGAGGACAGCGUCGAUGAGUUCAUGCUCCUGGUGGAAGGUGAGUCCAACGGCGAGCCCCAUGGGUUUAAGGGGUUCAUUCAUAGGAGCAUGAACUUGUUGACGACGAUGAACACUCGGCAAAAGGUCGGCAAGGAGUUCCAAGGCCUCAAGAGCCGUGUCAUGGAGGUGAGCGAGCGACGCAUGAGGUACAAGAUUGAUGAUGCUGUCUCAAAGCCAAACAAUACAACCAUAGACAUUCGCAUGCUGGCACUCUAUGCGGACACAUCGGGCCUUGUGGGUAUCGAUGGCCUGAGGGAUGAAUUAAUACACCUGAUGGUGGGUGAAGAGGGUGUUUCUGCACAACAGAGGAAGGUCCUCUCUAUAGAGGGAUUUGGAGGGCUUGGUAAGACUACACUUGCGAACCAGAUUUACCACAGGCUAAAGUGGCAGUACGAGUGUCAGGCUUUCGUUUCCGUGUCCCAGAAACCAAACAUACGAAUGAUUCUGAGAAGAAUGCUCUCUCAAGUUGGCUAUGUAGCGCUGGAGGGAACCAACAUGGAAAUAUGGGCAGAGGAUGAAAUGAUCAGUGCACUCAGACAAUUCCUUAUGGAUAAGAGGUACUUGAUUGUAAUUGAUGACAUUUGGGAUGAAACCACGUGGAAUGUUAUUAGAUGUGCUCUUCCUGAAAAUAUGUACGGUAGCAUGAUAAUAAUAACUACCAGAAUUAAUUCUGUGGCUAGAGCUUGCUGCUGCAAUCAACAUGACUAUGUUUAUAAGAUGAACUCACUAAGCAACAAAGAUUCAAGGAAGCUAUUUUUCAAAAGAGUGUUUGGUUCAGAGAAUGCUCGCCCUCUGUAUCUGCAAGAAGUUUCAGCUCAAAUUUUGAAAAGAUGUGGUGGCUUGCCUCUUGCAAUUGUGACUAUAUCUAGCCUUUUGGCUAGUGAGCGAAACAAAUUGAAGGAACAGUGGGUGCAUGUAAUGAAUUCUCUGGGCCCCAAUUUUGAGGUGAAUCCAACAUUGGAAGGAAUGAGGCAAAUACUGAGCCUUAGUUACAUAAAUCUUCCUCAUUAUUUGAAGACAUGCAUGCUAUAUUUGGGUAUGUAUCCAGAGGACUAUAUAAUCUGGAAAAAUGAUUUGGUCAGGGAAUGGGUGGCCCAAGGCUUUGUAAGUAAAGCACAUGGGAAAUAUCCAGAGGACGUUGCGGAGGGCUAUUUUAACGAGCUUGUUAACAGAGGCAUCAUUCAGCCAGUUGAUACCGAUCAUAAUAAUGAAGUGUUAUCUUGCAGACUGCAUGAUAUGAUGCUUGACCUUAUUAUACACAAAGGAAGUACGGCCAGAAAGAUAUCCUUGGCCCCAAGCACCCGAGAGGUUACUUCUGCUGCACACAUAAGUAUUCGCAGGGAUGCCAAGCGACAAAGCAGGUUUCUUAGAUUUGGACAGUCUGCCAUGUGGCAUGGCUCGAGCGAUGAGGGCAUCUCAGGUGCUAACCGACAUAUUUGCUCCGGCAUCUGUCCACGAACAGAGGAGACCCGUCCAAGGAUACUGAUGCGGGAGCUGUCCAUCCAACAGAACCUGCAUACAUUUCAACCACUGUUUCUUAGAUUUGGACAGCCUGCCAUGUGGCAUGGCUCGAGCGAUGAGGGCAUCUCAGGUGCUAACCGACAAAUUUGCUCCGGCAUCUGUCCACGAACAGAGGAGACCCGUCCAAGGAUACUGAUGCGGGAGCUGUCCAUCCAACAGAACCCGCAUAAAUUUCAACCACUGUUUCUUAGAUUUGGACAGCCUGCCAUGUGGAAUGGCUUGAGCGAUGAGGGCAUCUCAGGUGCUAACCGAGAAAUUUGCUCCGGCAUCUGUCCAGGAACAGAGGAGACCCGUCCAAGGAUACUGAUGCGGGAGCUGUCCAUCCAACAAAACCCGCAUACAUUUCAACCACUGUUUCUUAGAUUUGGACAGCCUGCCAUGUGGAAUGGCUUGAGCGAUGAGGGCAUCUCAGGUGCUAACCGAGAAAUUUGCUCCGGCAUCUGUCCAGGAACAGAGGAGACCCGUCCAAGGAUACUGAUGCGGGAGCUGUCCAUCCAACAGAACCCGCAUACAUUUCAACCACUGUUUGAACUAACCGGACGGAAUUAA